Molecule: messenger RNA, 3888 nt
Organism: Mauremys reevesii (Reeves's turtle)
Lineage: Eukaryota; Metazoa; Chordata; Testudines; Geoemydidae
Gene: ODAD2
Product: outer dynein arm docking complex subunit 2
Exons: 21
Coding region: 468-3635 (1055 amino acids)
Molecular function (GO): protein binding
Source: RefSeq, a predicted model, not a curated record
CACAGCAAGUCUUGCUCCUCCCCAUGCUCCCCAGAGCCGCCCUCUCAGACUUUCCAUCCCCCCAGCAGCCAGGCGCCCCCUUGCCGCUUCCCCGCAGGGGCGCAGCGCCUUGCCUUGCGGAGACGGCCGUGUUCCUGUCGCCGGGGCCGGGGCGCUGUGCUGAGGGCUAGGGAGAAGCCUGGCGGCGGGGGUGCGGGGUGGGACAGGGGCUAGUCCGCUUCCCCGCCCCAGCCCGGCCAGGCCCGACUGUGUUUACCCGCCUCUCCUAGUAACCGGCGGCUGCGGGCCCGUCCCCAUAGCAACCCCGCCGGCAACGGCAGCCAGCAGAGCCGGCAGCAGAGGGGCCAGAGCCGGAGCGGGGCAAGGAGCCUCCCGCUGCAUGUCCCCAGUGAGAGAAGACACUUAGGCCUCUAUUGACUCAUAGGGCUCCCGCCCCCAAGCACACAUCGUUGAUAUUAGCUGAAAGCAUGGGAGUGGCACUGACAAGAGCAGCUCAAUGGACCUCGGCUGGUUCUGGAACCGGCACACUAGAACUCACCCCUUUGAAUGAAUCUCUUCUAAAUGACAUAAUUAAGUUUGCAGAGAACUUCAGCUCUAGACAUCCUCAAGAAGCAGUAUUUGUCUUCAGAGAACCACUUGAAUGGAAAACACAAUUGGAUUAUUCAAUAUUUGAAUUAGGUUAUGAGAUCAGUGGAACAACUGUUCAGUCAGAAGAAAGAGACAAAGAUGGUCAACCAUUGCUUCUCCUCACUGCCUCAACUAUCAGAGUACGCAGUUUUAGCCAACUCUCUCGUUUGCUACAUGUGGCUAUGGAAAAAAAGUUAAAGGAAGCACAGGCAUGCCUUCAAGCCAAUAGAGAUCCUAUAGUGAAAAUUCUUGGCCCGGGAUAUGGGACCAUUGAAGGAGAAGAUAUGUCUAUGCUGCGCUUGCUGGAUAGAAUGAAAAAAGAUGAUGAUCCUGAUACAGAGAUUAAAAUGAAGAUCUCUCUUCUUCUUCAACAGCUGGAUAUGCAACUACUUAACAGUUCUUUAAAACAUAUUUCACAAGAGGUGAGAUUAAGUCCAACUGCUGUAAAAAAUGAAGUGGAUCUGCUCAAACAUUUCUCUGGAGAAGGAGAAGAUACUGUGCUGGAAUCUCUUGAAUAUACAUCAGAUUAUGAAUUCUCCAAUGGAUGUCGAGCCCCACCUUGGAGACAAGUCCAUGGGGAAAUUUGUUAUUUGAUUGUUAAACCACAUGACACUGAUCCUUUGUAUAUCACUUGCAGCACAGCAGGAGUGUUUUUAAAUGGAGGUAGAGGAAAGGAGAAAGAUGAUAUUGACUAUGAGAGAAAAAGUGACAUAUGUAAAGAUCUUAUAACAUUAUUAAGGGAAAGAUCACCAAAAUUUGUAGAGAAUAUGGCUAAACAGGAUUAUACUUUUUUUGAAGAACCAACGUAUGAAAAGCAUUAUCACCAUAUGGAAAUAGUUGAUGCUGAGGAUGUAGGCCAAUCCCAAAAGUUUUACGAUUAUUCAGAAAAGAAUGUGUUUGAGAAGACGAAGAGUCCUCUUGUAAAAAGCAAACCCAUUGACAAGAAAUUAGAACCAUCUCUGAAGUGGAAGAACGUUGGGCUUCCUGCUUCCCAGGAUGACAAAGCUGCAAACAAAGUUAUCCAAGAAGAAAAAGAAAACAGAUCUAUUGUUCCAGAAAGCAAGAAAAAAGCCAAUAUCCUUCCCCCUGGACCUAUUAAAGGACAAUCAGUUUCAAAACGUAAAGUGUCAGAAAAAUCUGAUGAAAUUAGUGAAAGUUCUUCUGAGAGUGAGGAAGAUGAAGAACAGCCUGAACGUCACCAGGAAGGGAACACUGAUUUGCCAUCUGAAUACUGGCAAAUUCAGAAACUAGUAAAAUACAUAAAGGGAGGUAACCAGACAGCUACAGUAAUUGCAUUAUGUUCAAUGAGAGAUUUUAACUUGGCUCAAGAAACUUGUCAACUGGCCAUCAGAGAUGUUGGAGGUCUUGAAGUACUAAUUAAUUUACUUGAUACAGAAGAAAUUAAAUGCAAGAUUGGUUCUUUAAAAAUCCUGAAGGAAAUUAGUCAGAAUUCACAAAUCAGACGUACAAUUGCUGAUUUUGGGGGCUUACAAAUUAUGGUGAAAAUACUAGAUUCUCCAGAUAAGGAUCUGAAAUGUUUGGCAGCUGAAACGAUUGCUAAUGUUGCCAAGUUUAAAAGAGCACGAAGGACAGUAAGACAGCAUGGCGGAAUCAAGAGACUAGUUGGGCUACUGGACUGUGUUCCAUUGGGAUCAGCCAAUCUGACUCCACAUCAGGAAAAAGAUAUUGAAGUAGCACGCUGCGGGGCUUUGGCGCUCUGGAGCUGUAGCAAAAGCACCAAAAAUAAAGAAGCAAUUCGUAGGGCUGGAGGCAUUCCAUUGCUGGCUCGGUUGCUAAAGUCCCCACAUGCAAACAUGUUAACACCUGUGGUGGGGACAUUACAAGAGUGUGCAUCCGAGCCAAGUUACAGACUUGCAAUCAAGACAGAGAGGAUGAUUGAAAACCUUGUGAAAAAUCUGAGUGGUGAAAAUGAGGAACUUCAGAUGCAUUGUGCCAGUGCUAUCUUUAAGUGUGCAGAAGAUGAGGAGACACGUGACCUAGUUAGGCAUCAUGGAGGCCUACAACCACUUGCUACUCUGCUCAGUAACUCUGAAAAUAAAGAACUGUUAGCAGCAGUGACAGGAGCAAUCUGGAAGUGUGCAAUCAGCAGAGAAAAUGUGACCAAAUUUCGGGAAUACAAAGCCAUUGAAACUUUGGUAGUACUACUAACUGAUCAACCUGAAGAAGUCCUUGUGAAUGUGGUUGGAGCAUUAGGGGAAUGUUGUCAGGAGCCGGCAAAUAGAGCUAUUAUCCGGAAAUGUGGUGGCAUCCCACCCCUAGUUAAUUUACUUACUGGAACCAAUAAGGCACUUCUUGUGAAUGUCACGAAAGCAGUGGGAGCUUGUGCAACAGAACCUGAAAAUAUGAUGAUAAUUGACCGCUUAGAUGGAGUUCGUUUGUUGUGGUCCUUAUUGAAAAAUCCUCAUCCAGAUGUUCAAGCAAGUGCAGCGUGGGCUAUCUGUCCCUGCAUUGAAAAUGCUAAGGAUGCUGGAGAAAUGGUUCGCUCCUUUGUUGGUGGCUUGGAACUGAUUGUCAAUUUGCUAAAAUCUGAGAAUAAAGAAGUUUUAGCAAGUGUAUGUGCUGCUAUUACCAACAUAGCCAAAGAUGAAGAGAAUUUAGCUGUUAUAACAGAUCAUGGUGUUGUUCCUCUGUUGUCCAAACUAGCAAACACAAACAAUGACAAAUUAAGGCAUCAUUUAGCAGAGGCCAUUUCUCGUUGUUGUAUGUGGGGAAGUAACAGAAUUGCCUUUGGAGAAACCAAAGCUGUGGCCCCUUUAGUACGUUACUUGAAAUCAAAUGACACAUCAGUUCAUCGAGCUACUGCUCAGGCCUUGUACCAACUUUCAGAGGAUCCCAAUAACUGCAUCACCAUGCAUGAAAAUGGAGUAGUGAAGCUUCUACUGGGUAUGGUGGGCUCUACAGAUGAAACCCUACAGGAAGCAGCAGCUGGUUGCAUAGCAAACAUCCGCAGAUUGGCUCUAGCUACAGAGAAGGCAAAAUAUGGUUGAUGCCUCAACCAGUUUUACUGGCUCCUGUGUUUUACACACUGCAAGACAUUUGAAUAUGUAACUACAUGGACUACCUAAGUUUGAGAAACAUUUAUUUGAGGAUAUUUUUAAAGCCUACUAUCUAAUUAAAAUACAUGUGUUUCAGAAUGGAAAUGUACUUGAUAGCAUACUCAUUCUGUAUGCUUUUAAAAAGGUUUUCAGUUAUUUUAUCAUCUAAAAAGUACUUAAAACACAUUAAAAUAAUUGUAUGAGU